GCCCGCCUCCCGCUCCCUGUCGUGGCGCUCGUCCCCGGGCCUGGCGGCUGCUGCGUUCAGCCCGAUUCCGCGGCGGCCUGGCCCGAUGGCGCCUCAGCGGAGGGGCGCAACCAAGACGCCCGAGGGCAACGGGGGUGCCGAGCGCCGACGUCCGAGCAGCACCAAAAAGGAUCAAGCACCCCGGGAGGCGCAGAGGACGUGGCUGAGGACUGCUGGACUGGGGGCCAGCCUCAUGCUUGCCACAUUUCUGCUAUGGAACAGCUUGAGAGUCGAUGAUGGUGUAGCAGAGGUACUGGCCCACCGCAGCGAGGUCCUGGUGGGCAGAUUCAUCGAGGUGCCCUGUUCUGAGGAUUACAACAGUCACCGGAGGUUUGAAGGUUGCACCCCCAGGAAGUGUGGGAGAGGUGUCAGCGACGUUGUCAUCACCAGGGAGGAGGCGGAGCGGAUUCGUGGCAUAGCUGAGAAGGGGCUUUCCCUGGGAGGAUCUGAUGGAGGGGCAUCCAUUCUGGACCUGCACUCAGGCGCCUUGUCUGUUGGGAAGCACUUUGUGAACCUGUACAGAUAUUUUGGGGAUAAAAUACAAAAUAUCUUCUCAGAGGAGGACUUCCAGCUAUACCGGGAUGUCCGGCGGAAGGUCCAGCUCACGAUUGCUGAGGCUUUUGGCAUCAGCUCAUCCUCACUGUACCUGACAAAGCCUACAUUCUUCUCCCGCAUCAACAGCACAGAAGCCCAGACAGCUCAUGACGAGUACUGGCACGCACAUGUGGACAAGGUGACUUACGGCUCCUUUGACUACACCUCGCUGCUCUACCUCUCUGACUACCUGGAGGACUUUGGCGGAGGGCGGUUCGUGUUCAUGGAGGAAGGCGCCAACAAGACGGUGGAGCCCAAAGCUGGACGAGUCUCCUUCUUCACCUCAGGGUCCGAGAACCUGCACCGGGUGGAGAAGGUCCGCUGGGGCACCCGUUAUGCCAUCACCAUUGCCUUCAGCUGCAACCCCGACCACGGCAUCGCAGACCCAGCAUUUCCAUAGCCAGUGGGCCCAGAACCCAAGGAAAACAUCUGGAGGGCCCAGUCCACAGCCCAUGUGGAAAGUGGCACACACCUCAUCCCUUCCAUUCCGCCCAUUCCAUUGCACAGAGUGCCUUACGAAUCUUCUCCAAGUCUGAUUUGCUGAUGUUUUAAUCUUUCAUCUGUGAGUAAAUUGAGGGGGCCAGCUUUUCCCUUCACAGGGUUGAGUGUUUGUUUCGAAGACUAUAGACACAGGCCCAACAUGAUCCUCCCUCAGAAAAGGGACUUACAGGCCCUGGGUAGAAAUCCCCAUCUGUGAGCAGACACAGGACCCAUUUUACCUGGGCCUCAUCCACAUUUAGAAACCACCCAGCCCAUCGAAGACUGACUAAAGCAUCGGCAGACUUUUAAAUGGAACAGUACUUAUGUAGGGUCAGUGGCUUUUACUUGGGCUGCAGAAUCAAUAAACCAUGACAGCUGUAGAGAAGGCUUCAAUGAGCGGGUAGUUCUGGGGACAGCAACAGAGUCCUUCCGGGGAGGGGCUUCUACUGGAUUUGAGGUGACAACGAACAUCUACUAUUCCCUUGGCUCCAAGUCUGUGUCCCUGAGACUACUGACCCUGAAUCACCCUGAGUACUUUGGUCACUGUACUGAGCCCUGUCCCAUCACUGGCCCGAGUCCCCAACAGCUGGGUCCAAGUGUGUCCCCACUGAGGAGGUUCUGGGUGUUGCUGUCUCUAGCUCCUGGUCUCCUGUCUA
Messenger RNA from Carlito syrichta (Philippine tarsier), 1769 nucleotides. RefSeq names its product 2-oxoglutarate and iron dependent oxygenase domain containing 3 (gene OGFOD3). The transcript has 9 exons. Gene Ontology annotation, cellular component: membrane. Gene Ontology annotation, molecular function: L-ascorbic acid binding; iron ion binding; oxidoreductase activity, acting on paired donors, with incorporation or reduction of molecular oxygen. The record is from RefSeq and is a predicted model, not a curated record. The coding region runs from base 86 to 1033 and encodes 315 amino acids. Lineage: Eukaryota; Metazoa; Chordata; Mammalia; Primates; Tarsiidae.